UUUUCUUGCAUAAAUGUAUUCCUGUUCGUAUUAGAAUGUGUUCGAGAAAGCUCAAGGAGUAUUCUUUGUAGGGCGUUUUGCUUGUAAGUUGUAAAUUUGGAAUGGAUUGGUUGAAACGGGAACAAGGCGUGCCUAAAAUUUCAAAUGUGCCAGUUCGUUAUUUUUUAACACUUGAGGAAGAUAAUGAUCUUGCAUGUUGGAAUUUCAGAUGCUUUCUUUUGUAUUUAGCUCUGAAAACUUAUUCUAUCAUUUCAACAUUCCUUGCUCUUUUGCUCUUGGGAGUUUUCAGCUGUUAGGUCUUGAGAAUGGCAUAUGCACUUCAGAUUUAGUGUCUAAGCUACUGUUGCAUAAAUGUUUUCAUUUAGUAUUUAGGAUAAAGCUCUGAUAUUCUCCUUCAUUAUCAAAGAUGUCACAUGUCAUAUCUUGUAUGUUCCAAAUGAGGAAACGGGCUAUUGGAAAAUCGAUCUGAGACUAUCCUGAAAUGUUCUCAUGUGAAAUUUUUGUAGGUCUAUUUAAAUUAUUUGAACAGUAUGACAUGCAUGCUGGUAUAGUUCAUCCUGCCUUCUUUCCAGAAUGCUUAUUUCUAGUUCCUUGAUGGUCUAUAAUCUUUAAGUUGUAUUCUUCAAGAAUGUUGCUCAGAGAUAUAAAUUGGAUCGUUUGACCAAAUUUGGAGGAUAAAACAGUAGAAAUUAAUUCAGGCUAGAGUUGACAAGGCCACUAUUAAACAGUGAAUCCAUCUAUUUUUAUUCAGUGUAAAUUUAGUAGAAAUUUUUUCUCAUGGCAAUAACAUCAAAAGUAACAGGUUUGUGCUGCUAUAUCCAAUUAAAACUCCAAAGGGUGUAGCAUGAUUCUUAAAUGUGACAUAGCAUGAGGACCUUACAAAUGCCUUUUGGUAUGAGUUCACUCGCAAGUUGAGACUUCAUGACCCCAUGGGUCAAUAUAAAGCAUUUUCAGACUGUUUGUUAGGAGUUGAUACUCUGGUCAUUUAAGAAAAUUUCACUAUUUGUUAGUUAGAAGCUUUUGGCAACAUUUUGGAUAACAUGCAAACUGUAGAAUCUCUAUAUUGCCUUAUUUUGUCAAGAUGACUCCUUUUUUCCAAAGGAAAAUGACAUCAUUGGGGCAAAAGAAAGCAUUGAUGAUCUUAAAUGCUCAGAUUGGACUUGUGAUUCAUCCAUGAAAUCAAGGUUUUGUAAUAGACCCUUCAAAAUGCAGCCAUUUGAGUUUGGAGGAGAAGAGAGAGUUAGUUCAUGAAAUAUCACGGUGGGCUGACAAUGCACCUGAAAUUCUCCAGUCCUGGAGUCGUCGAGAGCUUCUCCAAUUAAUCUGUGCUGAAAUGGGAAAAGAAAGGAAGUACACUGGAGUAACCAAACCUAAGAUGAUCGAACAUUUGCUAAAGCUAGUUUCUCAAAAUAUAGCAAAAGAAGAUGAAGCAAGCCCUUUAUCAAUCUUAUCAAAGAGUCAAAACGGAUUGAAAAAGAAAAGGAAAAAGGAAAAUCCUCUACAGCUUGCUCCCAAUAUAACUCAUGCUAUGGUGAAAGUCACAGAAGAUCCGAACACCACCUUAAUCUGCCAAAAUCCAGCUUGUCGAGCCACAUUAACUAUAGAUGUUGGAUACUGUAAGCGAUGUUCUUGCUGCAUCUGUCAUCGUUAUGAUGACAACAAGGAUCCUACCCUUUGGUUAUUUUGCAAUUCAGAUCCGCCUUACCGUGGCAACUCAUGUGGUAUGUCGUGCCAUUUGAAAUGUGCGCUUAAACAUGAAAAAGCUGGCAUAAUGAAGACUGGGUGUUCCCCAAAAUUGGAUGCCAGUUUCUUUUGUGUUUGCUGCAGGAAAGUGAAUUGGCUGAUUGGAAGUUGGCGAAAACAAAUAUUUGCUGCCAAGGAAGCUAGGAGAGUGGAUGUCUUAUGCGAGCGUCUAUGUCUAAGUCACAAAAUGCUCAAAGGAACCGAAUGCUAUAAAGAGCUACAAAAUGUUGUCAAUCUGGCAGUACGGAUGCUCAAGAAAGAAGUUGGACCUCUCGACAAGGUCUCUACCGUAAUGGCAAGAGGCAUAGUCAAUCGGCUCAACUGCGGUUCAGAAGUUCAGAGACUCUGUGCCUCUGCAUUGGAGGCUGUAGACUCCCUGCUUUCCACUUCGUCUGACCUAUUGCUCGGUGUCAACAUGAAUGCUCCAGUUGGCAAAGGUUCUCAGCCAUUCCACAUUGAUUUUGAAGAUGUCUCUCCAUUUUCAGUCGUAGUGUCUCUUCAAUCCCAGGACGAUAUGUUUGAAGAAAACAUUAUAGGUUGUUCUCUCUGGUAUCGUAAGUAUGAUGAAACAAACUAUACUGAAGAACCCACCUGCCUUGUAUUGAGGCCUGACACAAAGAUUAUGAUAUCGGGGCUUAGCCCUUUAACUGAGUAUUACUUCAGAGUUUCAGCUUUUAGCAGCACCAAGGAACUUGGUAAGUGGGAGGCCAAAUGUGUGACAGAGGGCCUCAUUGGCCAAUGCUCGACCCGGAACUCCGAUAGUGCUUACAUUAGUGAAGAUUUCAUCUCGAUUUCGAAGAAGGAACAGGACAUGGCUGAGCUACCGACACUCAUUCAAUCAGAUUCACAGAGAGGUUCAACAAACACAAGCGAUAACAACCAUGCACCAGAGCUUCCCAAGUUCAGCCACAUCAACCACCAUAAGGUUUUACCGUCGGAGGAUGCCAGUGACAACAACAACAACAAAAGGCAUUUAACUCCACCGUCGAGUUUGGUACCUUUCACCUGCACAAAACGCACCUUGUUAGAACCUUGCGAAGCCAAAAUCAACGACACACCGGAUUCAGCCAGUAAGAAAGAAACCGCAGAGGGGCAGUAUGAGUACUGUGUUAAGGUGAUCAGAUGGCUGGAAUGCGAGGGGCACAUGGAGAAGGAAUUCCGAGUGAAGUUCCUUACCUGGUUCAGUCUGAAAGCGACGCCGCAGGAAAGAAGGGUUGUGAGUGCCUUCAUAGACGUGUUGAUCGACGAACCCGCGAGUCUAGUGGCACAACUGAUGGAUGCUUUCAUGGAUGGUAUAUGCACAAAGGAGAAACCACUGUUGCACAAAGGAUUAUGCACGAGACUUUGGCAUUAACCUUCGGCACGCUACCGAAUUCUAUAGCUUGCCACUUUUGUAUCGAAUGAAUGCUACUUUGCAUUACAGUGAAUUGGAGUUAGUUUCUUCUGAUUCAUUAUGAUUUUGCAGUAGUUUGAAGUUUGUAAUGGUGGGAAAAAAAAUGCUCUCUGCUAAUUUGUACUCAUUUUGUUUAAUGUCAUUGUUAACUCGUGUAGUUUCUAGCCA
This is a messenger RNA of Zingiber officinale, 3304 nucleotides long. Its product is annotated as VIN3-like protein 2. Bases 1334 to 3097 code for a protein of 587 amino acids. Gene Ontology annotation, biological process: epigenetic regulation of gene expression; vernalization response. Gene Ontology annotation, molecular function: protein binding. The transcript is spliced from 4 exons. The record is from RefSeq and is a predicted model, not a curated record. NCBI's taxonomy places the organism in Eukaryota, Viridiplantae, Streptophyta, Magnoliopsida, Zingiberales, Zingiberaceae.